Danaus plexippus (monarch butterfly) is the source of this 1551-nucleotide messenger RNA. RefSeq lists its product as uncharacterized. Bases 66 to 1175 code for a protein of 369 amino acids. NCBI's taxonomy places the organism in Eukaryota, Metazoa, Arthropoda, Insecta, Lepidoptera, Nymphalidae. The record is from RefSeq and is a predicted model, not a curated record. The transcript is spliced from 10 exons.
UUUACUGUUUUUAUAAUUGUCCAAUUAUUUUCUUUUCUUUGUAUUUUACUACAAUUGAAUCGCCUAUGAAGCAAGCAGGUGGCGGAAUGGUGACGGUAUUUUUGAUUUUGUCGUGGUCGUCGCUGUGCAUCGACGUUGAAUCUGCUGCCAGCUUCAGUUUCAAUCACAACUUUGUAAAAGAUGAUAUUUACGAUCAACCCGUAAACCUGAUGGCUCCCAAGAAAAAUCCACACAUGAAGAACGUCCAAGAACAGUCCACCACCGAGGACCCCUGGUCUCCGUUGGACUUCUCCAAGUUGGAUGCCAUUAUAGCCGAGCAGCAACAGGAAGACAACAACCGUAUUAAGAGACGUGCGAAGCAUCGCAAAGCAAGACGACGUAACAAAGUCCGUACCUCAACUCCCAUGGCAGAAUUUCAUGAGGGAAAUCUAACAACGACCGUACCGAUAGCCAGGCGAGCUGAUCGUUCAGACACCCAACAGAUUAAGAACAAGAGGAGACAUCGUAAAAGUAAGAAGGCCAAGCCCUCCUACGACGCCUACGACCCACCGGUUAAGGAUUUUGAGUCGUCGUUCGUGGAGAUGCCCAAGGAUCUCUACCAAGCGCACUUGAGGCCCGGUGUCAUCUUCCGCAUACACAUGUCCGAGGCCAUAUUGAAAAUGCAAUACCGAAACUACGGCGAGGAUAAAGACGAGUCCGUGAUCGAAGCCGACGUGGAGUAUUUGCGGUUGACACGGAAAGUGAUCAACGACGAGAUAACGAAAUUCGAGGACCUCAAGUGGCUUAUCGGCUGGUUCACGAAUCGUUCGGAGCUGAUCCAGGAGCAUACUUGCAAUACUAGAUACUAUGCUGUCGGAAUCCCUCCGACGAUGUUCACUCACAGCGAGGAGUACAUGAAGCGUAUGUGUUUAUUCGACAACGUGUUUAUCGAUCACAUUCCUUACGUGGUUGGCGAGGACGGAUCCCUAAUGGCGGCGGUGGCACCACCAGUACUACACUGUGACGCAGCCACUUGCACUUCAGUGCCUUUCAUCGACAGUGUAAUGUUCGACGAGCGCCUCACCCGCAGCAAUGUGCGUACGGUGACUCGUUGUCAGGCCAGUUGCCGCAUGCACUGUCGCAACGACGCCGACUGUCUAACGAGAUGCUCCGCGAGAUGUCUACGUGCAGAAUAGAGCAGCAUCAGUAUCGUUACAGCCCCUUUCAGCACUCAUGAUUUUUCUCGACAAAAUACAUAGUAACUAAUUUCCAUCUGAAAACUAAUACCCUGACAUCUUAUUAGGACGUACAAUUUUUUCUGAAGUUUCUCAAACAAAUGAGUCAUAUUAAAACUAAAAGCGAUAGUUUUAUUUUCUUCCAUGUCGUACCUUACAAGUACCCACAAAAAAAUGUAGGAAAUAUUUAUGAAAUCGUUAUGGAAGCCAUUGAUUUGUUGGUAACUCAUACAAGACCUGAUUGACUUUAAGCCAAAAACGGACAUUGAAGAUUACGAUCGGAACUAAUAAAAUAUAUAAAUAUAACCUGACACCGCAAUAAAUGAUGUGCGUAGCA